Molecule: messenger RNA, 1528 nt
Organism: Hevea brasiliensis (rubber tree)
Lineage: Eukaryota; Viridiplantae; Streptophyta; Magnoliopsida; Malpighiales; Euphorbiaceae
Product: mitochondrial thiamine diphosphate carrier 2
Exons: 8
Coding region: 264-1259 (331 amino acids)
Biological process (GO): thiamine pyrophosphate transmembrane transport
Cellular component (GO): mitochondrial inner membrane
Molecular function (GO): thiamine transmembrane transporter activity
Source: RefSeq, a predicted model, not a curated record
CCGGAUCGAUGUCAUUGCCGUCUGAAACUCUGGAUCAUUCUGUCGAGCAAGCAGGCAGACCUCUCGCCUACCAAAAUCUCCCUUCCUGUUUCUAAGGAGCGACAGUUCGCCGCUCCAAAAACGUUAAGGCGGGCGGCGACGCGAAAAGCCAUUCCAUGGUGGCCCUUUCCUUCACUCGCUUCGUCGCCAUCUCUCUUUCUAGCGGGGUGUUGGUGUUAGGUUAUAGCAUAAACGGCCUUGCCUGAGAGAGGGAGGGGCUUUCUAUGGCAAUGGAGGAACCAGGGCAGCUUCAACGGGCGCUAAUUGAUGCCACAGCUGGAGCAUUCGCUGGUGCUAUAUCGCGCACAGUUACCUCGCCGCUUGAUGUUAUUAAGAUCAGAUUCCAGGUUCAACUAGAGCCCACAUUUACACGGGCUUUGGUUCGUGGAAAUAUUGGUGAAUCAUCAAAGUACACUGGAAUGUUGCAAGCAACAAAGGAUAUAUUUAGAGAGGAAGGUUUGCCGGGUUUCUGGCGUGGCAACGUCCCUGCUUUACUUAUGGUUAUGCCAUACACUGCCAUACAAUUUACAGUGUUACACAAAUUGAAAACUUUUGCAGCUGGUUCUUCAAAGUCAGAGAAUCACAUUCACUUGAGUCCGUACCUCUCUUAUGUCAGUGGGGCAUUAGCAGGAUGUGCAGCUACAGUUGGAUCAUAUCCAUUCGAUCUUCUAAGAACCAUAUUGGCUUCACAAGGUGAACCGAAGGUCUAUCCAACAAUGAGAUCUGCAUUUGUUGAUAUCAUCAGAACUCGUGGCUUUAGAGGCUUAUAUAAUGGACUAUCGCCAACACUGGUUGAGAUUGUUCCUUAUGCUGGCCUUCAGUUUGGCACCUAUGAUACUUUUAAACGUUGGACCAUGGCCUGGAACCGGCACAGGUUUUCUAAUACAAGCUUAACCAAUAUUGAUGAUAGUCUUUCAAGCUUUCAGCUUUUUGUCUGUGGAUUGGCUGCUGGAACAUGUGCCAAACUUGUCUGUCAUCCUCUUGAUGUGGUCAAAAAAAGGUUCCAGAUUCGAGGACUACAGAGGCAUCCAAAGUAUGGUGAGCGAGUUGAGCACUACAGAAAUAUGCUUGAUGCUCUGCGAAGAAUCUUUCAAGCGGAGGGUUGGGCUGGCCUUUAUAAGGGCAUUGUACCUUCAACCAUCAAGGCUGCGCCAGCUGGUGCUGUAACGUUUGUAGCUUAUGAAUUCACAUCAGACUGGCUGGAGUCUAUUUUGACUUGAAACUAACAAAUAUUUUUUUUGUGUUAGUAUUUUCUUUUCUUAUUCAUUGGGAUCAUGUCAUUCUUUUUCCUAUAGCCUUCAAAGGCCCCCAUAGAAGUGGGAUGAUCAUUGUUUCCUAUGAUUUAGUCAUUAUAAAAUAGGUGUAGUUUUGUACGUUUUAGGGUAAGAUAGUGAGGGUAAAAGUAGAUAUAGAGCUUGAAGUGAAUUUUGUAGUUUCUGCACUGCAGUUAACAAUAAUAUUUAUGAUCCAAUGGAGCUUGUUCAUGAUA